AUGGAGUCUUUGCCAAUUACAGUGUUGCGACUGAUUGUAUCGUUCGUGGACAGUAACAUGGAUCGUCUGAUGUUAUCAUUGGUAUGCAAGAGAUGGUUUGAACAUCGUGACAAGUAUAUGAGCUUUGAGACUCGGGCACUGGCAACCUCCUCCGACUAUGGGGAGAGUGUCAUUCGAUUGAACUCCUACAAACACGUGUUCGACGAGUCAUUCAAGAGCAAAUGGUUCACAAUCUGUGUCUUCUCGUCGACACGCAUACCUAUGGGUCAGUUCGAAUACAUUGCUUCCUGCUACGACCGCACGUUCAUCACUGGUGGCGAGGGCGAUCAUUCUUGGAAGCACGAGAUACUAGAGCUACCUUUAAUCGAAUCAAUCAGAUUCGACGACUCGAUACUGGAGGCGGAGUGGGCUCAUAUGGGAACUUUCUUUGACGAACUGACCAGACGAGGUGUCACCGACUUGACCGUCGACAUGACCUACCCGAUCCCACUCCGCGACAUGCCGAUCAGGACCAUGCGCAUCACCUGUCGCGAACCCUGGACUGCCCAGCCCUCCUUCUUUCCUACCACGCUCACCAAGCUCUCAAUAUAUGCCCAGUUCAGCGGCACGCUCGACAACAUGUUGCCGGCUGGCUUGAAGUACCUUUCGCUUCCUGAUGCAUGGAAUCAUCCAUUAGGACAAAACGCCUUGCCCACUGGACUUGAAACACUUCGCCUUGGUGAUCAGUAUUCUCAAAGUCUCGACAGGGUGUUGCCACCGGCACUCACCGAGCUCAGGAUACCUGCUCACGAGUCCUACAAGUCAUUGGUCGUGCCGAGCUCGCUCACAAGUCUGACCAUCGGCUACUACACCAACACAUUGAUCGACAAUGCAAACCUUAAGAUGCUGGACGUCAUCUAUCCGCCGCCAAGCUUUGAACAGCACAUCUCACUAGUUGAGUUAACAAUCCACAACUUUAGCUGGCACAACGUGGACAUCAUCUCCUCGUCCAGCUUCCCAUGCCUGGAGCGGCUGAACAUCAGAACUCAUCCCAUCACCAACCACAACCCCCUGGCAGAGUCGCCAGACCUGACCUCGUUACCAUCCCGCUUGAGGUGGCUCGAGAUUAAGACCUGCAGCGGUAUCCGUGCUCUGCCCGAGAAGCUCGAGAACCUUGCGCUCUUCUGCACGUCAGAGUUCAGUCUGCAUAAAGGGCUGCUGCCCAGUGCACUUCAAAAUCUGAUAUUGGUUGGCUAUAGUCAUGAGCUGCAAUAUGAUACUUUCCCGCUGACUUUACGCCAAUUCAAGCCAUGUCGAGUGUUCAUCAAACACAAUCCCAAUCUCUUGGAGAUGCUGCCAAUCUCGGUGGUUGACAUUAGACUGCCUCUUUUGUUCAAUGAUCACUACCUUUGGCUGUAUCGCAUGUCUGCCGACCUGUAUUUCCGGCACUCGAUCAACCUUUUGCGUUGCGGCUUUAUUAAGAGGGUCCCACUUCUUUUGCUCUGGCGGAGUAUUGUGAACCAACCAAUCAAUCAAUCAUAG
This is a messenger RNA of Acytostelium subglobosum LB1, 1521 nucleotides long. RefSeq lists its product as hypothetical. The coding region runs from base 1 to 1521 and encodes 506 amino acids. NCBI's taxonomy places the organism in Eukaryota, Evosea, Eumycetozoa, Acytosteliales, Acytosteliaceae. The transcript is spliced from 2 exons. The record is from RefSeq and is a predicted model, not a curated record.